Molecule: messenger RNA, 828 nt
Organism: Macrosiphum euphorbiae (potato aphid)
Lineage: Eukaryota; Metazoa; Arthropoda; Insecta; Hemiptera; Aphididae
Source: the annotation of a GenBank genome assembly
AUGGAAUAUAAAAUUGAAAUUUUUGGUACAAAAUUAUUAAUUGACAAUUUUAUCAUGAUUAAAAACAAAAACCGUAACAAUAAAUAUUAUUGGGAAUGUGAAAAGAGGAAACAUACUAAACGGCAUAAUAGUAAUAAUGAAUAUUGUAAUGCAAGAGCAGUAACAAUUCUUGUUGAUGGUAAUCAUAUUGUUAAAGAUAAUUCUUUUUUAAAUCACAACCAUGGGCCUGACCCAUGCCGAUUGUUGGUAAAGAAAAACAUAAAAUAUAUUGUUUCAAAAGCUCUGUCUUCGAGAGAUAAACCUUCGCAAAUAAUACAGGAAGCAACGAGUCGCAUCCCCGUCAAUUCUCAGCCAUACAUGCCAUCAGUUGAAGCAACGCGAAAAAUUAUUUCACGGUGUAGAAAACAUCAGAAACCACCAGAACCAACAAGUCUUUCACAAAUAGAUAUUCCUCUUAACUUAUGUAAGUCUUUUAAUGGUCAAACAUUUUUACUAAAAGAAAGUACUAUUGAGAGUCACAAAAUAUAUAUUUUUUCUACUAAAGAUGAAAUAUCAAAACUUGUCAAUGCCAAUUAUUGGGUUAUGGAUGGUACAUUUAAAACUGUGCCAAGUAUAUUUUUACAAAUGUACACUAUACAUGCACCUGUUGGUGGAAAUAAUUCUAGAAUUUUGCCAUUAGUAUAUGUUUUAAUGACCAGUAAACAACAAUGUUGUUACGAACGUUUAUUCGAAGACCUAAUAUCAAUUUGUGAUGGUUUCGGUUUCGAUGUUUCACCAAAAUGUAUUAUAACAGAUUUCGAAAAAGCUGCAAUUAUAUGCUGCAUUUAA